Messenger RNA from Porites lobata, 8166 nucleotides. The record is from the annotation of a GenBank genome assembly. NCBI's taxonomy places the organism in Eukaryota, Metazoa, Cnidaria, Anthozoa, Scleractinia, Poritidae.
UUCAUUGAUGAAAGUUAUGUUGCGAUUGCUUCCUUUACAGAAAAACAGUGUCCUUUUUAUUCGCCACCCCAAGGUGGUGCCCUGGUCUGCACUAAUCCAAACAACACUAAUAAAAUUUGUGCAGUUAUGUGUCGUACUGGCACCGACUUCAACUUUGACCCGCCUUUGCUCUACUAUUGUUCGGCUGGAGAUUGGAGUUACUUUUCGGUGCUCUCUUAUGUUUCAACUUUACCCUGGCCAAACUGUUCUGGUAAGUGCUCUUAAUAACCUCGAGUGCUUUGGUUAUAUUUUUAAGGUUCAUUAAUUAUUUAGAAGGCUAUUAGCCAAUAGGGGUUCCCCAUUUUGAUCAGAUGCACAUAUCUUGAUAUCGUGAAAAGAUACGUCCGAUUUACUUAACUGAUAAAGAAACCGUGAAUCAACUAAGUUGAAUUUUUUAAGAGAAAAACCUUCAUCAAAUUUAUUUUGAGAAUUUCAAUUCUAGAAAAUUUGUAGUAAACAGCUUUGCUCAAACACAAAUUGUUUACCGAACAACGCAUUCAACAAGUAGGACCGGAUGAAAACCAGCACUCGCGUGUUUUUUUUAUAAAUCUGAGUGGGUCCAUCUCUUCAUCGUACGAUCCUAUACUGUGUCAGCAACAAAAACAGUUUACCUUUUUGAGUGACAGUUAUACAUAUGUAUAUUAUUCGUGAUAAUGUAAUAAGACACUGUAACUGACAAAUUGAACUAACCAGUAAGAUCAUAUAAAAGCCAGGAUGACGCUCAAUUAAAACAAUGCUUGAUUUGAAUGAUCAACUGGAUCCGCAUAAUAUAAGGAUUUUCUCAUUGUUUUUCCUUGUUUUUCUCUUAAUGCAGCUGGGGUGAAUCCUUCAUCGAUAAAGUUGUCAAACCUGCAAUAUCAUUACUAUGAUGGAGAUGCGCAUAAUUCCAACGUCCAGGCCACCAUCAAAGAAAAAUUCUACCAGUUGUUAACGUCUCAGUUUGUUCCUCCUUUCUUUUGCCCGAGUCCCCUAAAUUUAUGCCUGAAAGAUGAAAUGUUAGUUUAUCCUGGGAUCAACGGUAAAUCACAAACUAAAGCCUGCAUGGAUUAAUAUUCAUUUGUUUAAAUUAAAAUUGGCCUGACUAGCCUCGCUAGAGAUAAUGUUUCUUUUGAAUUUUGUACUGGAGAACGAGGCUAGUCAGGCUAAUUUUAAUUUAAACAAAAGAAUAUUAAUCUAGCAGCCAUUUUUGCAUUGUUGCUAUAUGGUCAGCUUUAGGCGAAUCCUUGAUUACAUUUUGCUUCAUUACCAUGUGUUCAUCAUUAUCUGAUAAAGCUAAAAAAAUAACAUUUUUACUGGGCUGGCCGAAGGCUGGCCCAGUUUAUAACAUACCUUCGAUUUUUUUCUCCGGAGCGGUAUUUCUAGCAAUUCGUUGUGGGGGUGUGCCGUCCAACUCUUCAAAUCCUGACCCUAGACCCUAUUUUAGACCAAACUGAACGCUAUCAUAUUAUUAACUGACAAAUCCGACGGGUAUCCGAGGUGGGGGGUGUGUUUUCCGGCUCUCCAAAUCCUGACCCUUGACCUUAUUUCAGAUCAAUACCUAUAAGGCAAAUAAGAGAGUACUCCCCUAGGGAUUUUCGUUGUUAUGGUGAUAAACGCUAUAAAAAUUAACUUGGUAACAAUAAAUCAUGCUAAGCAAAGGCGGUCAUCAUAAAAAUGAAGAUGUGUUUGAAGCUAGCGUACUAAGCUUUUUCAUCGUCUCAAUCAAAAGAUGCCAUGAUGAGUACCUUUUGUGGUUUUUCUUCACUUUUUGUUAAAGUUUAAACCUUUUGACGAGUUUAUUCCCUUCCAAAACGUGAUUGCAAAUCUGUCUGCGGUGUGUAGCUACAGUGCGUGUGUGUACAUCCAUUGACUAAAGACGUCUCUACAGCUAUCAAUGGCACUUUUUUCGGUUUAAAAUGUGACGGCUAAUGUCGAUUCUUACAGGAAAGGAAUGUGCUCAUUGUAGAUCACCACGUCAAAAAAAUGUAUAUAUUGGAAUUUCCGGUUAGGUCAAAUAAGUCACGUUAUAGCGGGGCUCCUACGCGCGCCAAGCGUGCGUGGGACAGAACCCCAUACUCACAGAAUAUGGUCAACCUCUUUUCGUUCGGUUUUCACGUGAUUGACCGAGCGUACGUACGCGUCUACAGAUUGUAUGGGUAGGGUAGGGGAGACUAUCAAAAGGAAGGGAGGGGUGUCUCAGGCGUGUCUUGACAAAUCCACAUCUUUUAUAUUGGACAUUCACAAUAUGAUCAAUUGAUAGCUGUCAAAACAGGAUAGCCACUGACCAGUAUCAUAUGACCAUAUCGCGGGCUCAUGUGUCAACUCAUUGAGGUGACAUGAUUUGAUUUAAUAGGUACUUCAUGUAUGGGGACAUGUAUUGUACCGAUUUUACUUACUUAACUUAUAUUGUACCGCUUUUACCUACUUAACUUAUACCUUCACUCUUUCUGCUUGGUUCCUUGUUGCCUUGAAGCUUUGUUCUCUGUUAACUUGUUGCUCUGUUUCCUUGUUUCCUAGUUACUCUGUUUCCUUGUUACCGUGUUACUCUGUUACCUUGUUGCCUUGUUACUCUGUUACCUUGUUACCUUGUUUCCUUGUUACCUCUGUUUCCUUGUUACUCUGUUACUCUGUUACUCUGUUACUCUGUUACCUUGUUACUCUGUUAUCUUUUUACUCUGUUACCUUGUUACAAUGUUACCUUGUUACCCUGUUACUCUGUUACCUUGUUACCCUGUUACCCUGUUACCUUGUUACCCUGUUACCUUGUUACCUUGUUACUCUGUUACUUUGUUACCUUGUUACCUUGUUACUCUGUUAUCUUGUUACCUUGUUACCCUGUUACUCUGUUACCUUGUUACCUUGUUACUCUGUUACCUUGUUACCUUGUUUCCUUGUUACCUCUGUUUCCUUGUUACCUUGUUACUCUGUUACCCUGUUACUCUGUUACCUUGUUACCCUGUUACCUUUUUACUCUGUUACCUUGUUACCCUGUUACUCUGUUACCUUUUUACCCUGUUACCUUGUUAUUCUGUUACCUUGUUACAUGUUACUCUGUUACUUUGUUACCUUGUUACCUUGUUACUCUGUUACUUGUUACCCUUGUUACCCGGUUACCUUGUUACCUCUGUUUCCUUGUUACCUUGUUACUCUGUUACCUUGUUACCCUGUUACCUUGUUACUCUGUUACCAUGUUACUCUGUUACUCUGUUACCUUGUUACCUUGCUACCUUGUUACUCCGUUACCUUGUUACCUUGUUACUCUGUUACCUUGUUACCUUGUUACUCUGUUACCUUGUUACCGUGUUACUCUAUUACCUUGUUUUUCUGUUACUCUGUUGCUUUGUUACCUUGUUACUCUGUUACCUUGUUACCUUGUUAUUCUGUUACCUUGUUACCUUGUUACCUUGUUACUCUGUUACCAUGUUACUCUGUUACCUUGUUUAUCUGUUACCUUGUUACCUCGUUACUCUGUUACUCUGUUACUUUGUUACCUUGUUACUCUGUUACCUUGUUACACUGUUACCCUGUUACUCUGUUACCUUGUUACCUUGUUACUCUGUUACCUUGUUACCCUCUUACCUUGUUACUCUGUUACCAUGUUACUCUGUUACCUUGUUUAUCUGUUACCUUGUUACCUUGUUUCCUUGUUACUCCGUUACCUUGUCACCUUUUUACUCUGUUACUUUGUUACCGUGUUACUCUGUUACCUUGUUACCUUGUUACCUUGUUACUCUGUUAUCUUGUUACCCUGUUACCUUGUUACUCUGUUACCUUGUUACUCUGUUACCUUGUUACCCUGUUACCCUGUUACCCUGUUACCCUGUUACCUUGUUACUCUGUUACCAUGUUACUCUGUUACUCUGUUACCUUGUUACUCUUUUACUUUGUUACCUUGUUACUCUGUUACGUUGUCACUCUGUUACUGUGUUACCUUGUUACUCUGUUACCUUGUUACUGUGUUACUCUGUUAACUUGUUAUCUUGUUACUUUGUUACCUUGUUACUCUGUUUCCUUGUUACCUUGUUACCUUGUUACUCUGUUACCUCGUUACCCUGUUACCUUGUUACUCUGUUAUCUUGUUACUCUGUUACCUUCUAACCUUGUUACUCUCUUCCCUUGUUACCUUGUUACUCUGUUAUCUUGUUACCUUGUUCUCUUGUUACUUUGUUCCCUUGUUCCCUUUUUACUGUUACCUUGUUACCUUGUUACUCUGUUAGCUUGUUUCCUUGUUACAUUGUUACUCUGUUACCUUGUUACUCUGUUACCUGUUACUUUGUUACUCUGUUACCUGAUUACUCUGUUACCCUCUAACCUUGUUACUCUCUUACCUUGUUACCUUAUUACUCUGUCACCUGUUACCUUGUUGCUCUGUCACCUGUUACCUUGUCACUCUGUUACUUUGUUACCUUGUUACUCUGUUACCUUGUUACUCUGUUACCUUAUUACUCUGUUACCUUCUAUCCUUGUUACUAUGUUACCUUGUUACCUUGUUACUCUGUUACCCUGUUGUCUAAAUUUUAGUUUAUUUUUGUAUGACAAGUCGCAAUUGGUUUUUCCCGAUUGGACGCGUUUUUUUGGAGUAUGGUCGUUGUUGAAUGGUUUGCAUUACAAUUCGUUUUUCGUUUAUGGUAAUUAGCAGCAAUCAGCUUUAUUUGGUACAUUUUUUCUCUUUGACGGAAAUCAAACAAAAGUUUCCUUUUCUGAGAACAGUGCUUGGACAAUGACGAAGGCUUUGUGUCUCAAUGCUAUAGUAACUGAAGCCUUUUAUACUUUCUUUUGGCUUUUAUACUAUUAUCAUGAUUUUCCAAAAAAUGUAAGCGAAAUUUCUUAAGGCGCCCUUGUAAAACGACUUAACAACGCGGCAGGGUGCUACAACGGGUAUAACGUUUGGAUACUUUUAAUCAAUACCACACAAGUGAGGCUGAAGUUUUAUUGCAUUCGUUUUUGAAUCAUACCUUAUCUGUUAUCGAGACAAUCGUUGACAAUCGCACAACACGAGGAAAUUGCUUGGUGUGUGAAAAGAUUGAGUAACAAAUAUGGCAAAAAUUUCAAAAAUAACAAAUUUAACAAAAUUCAAGACUUAGAAAGAAGAAAGGCCUAGAAGGACUUCGAGAAGUCCGCAAAUUUCGCAAAGAUCGCAAAAUUAACAAGAAUUUUUCUUGCUAUGUGAAAAGAUUAAGACAAUGGAGGGCCACGAGAAGGCCUCAAAUUUUGCCAUAAAUCGAAAAAAAAAAAGAAUUUGUGAAAAGAAUUCACCUUCUUGGCCUAGAAUUUAUUUUAUUUUUUUAUUCUUGCUUUUGCGAUAUUUCAAGUACUCAAUCUCUUCACAUAGCAAGAAAAAUCAUUGUUAGUUUUGCGAUUUUUGCAAGAUUUGAGGGCUCUUGGAGGCUCUUCUUGGCCAUUUUUCUUUCUAAGUCUAGAAUUUUUUAAAUUUGUCAUUUUUGCUAUUUUUGCGAUAUGUCUUACCUUUUCAGUGUUUUUAGGUAGCAGGUAGUCUAGAAUUUUGUUUUAUUGGUUUUUCUACUCUUGCGAUAUAUGCAAGUGAUUGUCUCACAAAAUUUUCGGUGAAUUAUUUUCUUUGCGAAAAUUGCGAAGAGAAUUUGCUAACAAGAUCGUUCCUAGACAUAUAUAUCGCAUUUUUUUUUCUUUUACAGUUCUUUACGCACUGCCACGCCAUACCAUACAAACCGUCAAACAAGGCCGCGGGGGAAGUUAAACAUUACCACAAUCUGGUACUGACUGAUCUCGGCGUCCUAGGCAUCUCAAUAGCAAGUGCGCUUUAACUCUGACAAGUGUGCAUGUGACGUAUUACGUCUACACACAUUCCUAGAUACCUUGAGGUAAUAGGUAACAGAGUAACAAGGUAACGAAGCAAAGAGGUAACAGACUAACGAGGUAAAACGAAGGUAACAAGGAAACAGAGUAAAAAGGUAACAGACUAACAGAUUAACAAAGUAACAAGAGAACAAGGUACCAGAGUAACACGGUAACAAGGUAACAGAGUAACACGGUAACAAGGUAACAGAGUAGCAAGGUAACAAGGGAAUAGAGUAACAAGGUAACACGGUAACAGAGUAACAAGGUAACACGGUAACAUAGUAACAAGGUAACAAGGGAACAGAGUAACAAGGUAACAGACUAACAGAUUAACAAAGUAACGAGGUAACACGGUAACAAGGUAACAGAGUAACAAGGUAACAGGGUAAAAAUGUAACAGAGUAACAACGUAACAAGGUAACAGAGUAACAGGGUAACAGAGUAACAAAGUAACAGAGAAAUACGGUAACAGGGGAAAAAGGAAACAGAGUAACAAGGUAACAGAUUAAUAAGGUAACAGAGCAACAAGGUAACAGGGAAACAAGGUAACAGGGUAACAAGGUAACAGGGUAACAAGGUAACAGGGUAACAAGGUAACAUGGUAACAAGGUAACAGGGUAACCGGGUAACAAGGUAAAAAGUAACAGAGUAACCAGGUAACAAAGUAACAAGGUAAUAAGGUAACAAGGUAACAGAGUAACAAGGUAACAAGGUAACAGAGUAACAAGGUAACAGAGUAACAAGGUAACAAGACAGAGUAACAAGGAAACAAGGAAACAGAGUAACAAGGUAACAAGGCAACAAGGAAACAGAGUAACAAGGAAACAAGGAAACAGAGUAAGAAGGUAACAAGGUAACAGAAUAACAAGGUAACAAGGUAAGAGAGUAACAAGGUAACAAGGUAACAGAGUAGCAAGGUAACAAGGUAACAGAGUAACACGGUAACAAGGAAACAGAGUAACUAGGAAACAAGGAGACAAAGCAACAAGUUAACAGAGAACAAAGCUUCAAGGCAACAAGGAACCAAGCAGAAGGAGUGAAGGUAUAAGUAAAGUAGGUAAAAGCAGUACAAUACAUGUCCCCAUACAUGAAGUACCUACCGUGAUUUACAAGCUGUUCGCUGACCAGUUCAUUGAUUUACUAGAUCGCGAUCAAUGGUCAAUCUCAUACUUUCUAGCUAGUUUAGGAGCACAGGAAAACUGAUAAUGCACACAUAUUGGACAUCAAUUACAACUUGUCUCUUAUACAUUGUCAAUGAAAUACUGGUUUUACUAGUCUAUACUAGAAAUGCUAUGAAUGCCGGGUACUGGGUACUUUCCGAAAAUCGCAAAAAUUAAUUCUCAGCAAGAAAAACCAAUCUAUCCUUACCGUAAAAAUUAGUUCCCGCAAAACACAAAAAUCACCAAUCCGCAAAAAUAAACUCCCGCAAAAAUUUCGGGCCACACGGUAAUUCAAACAGCUACAUCAAUGUAUAAAAAUCAUUAUUAACUUAUCUCCCCGCCUUUUUUGUGUUGAAUCCCCACAAAAGCAGUACAUCGAUUUAAUAAUAAUAAUAAUAAAAUAUUUAUAUAGCGCUUUUAAGUUCUAAGCAUUUAAGUGAGAUAGUUCAUGAAAGCUGUGGUCAUUGUGACUAGUGUACCCUUCAAUUUAUCAAAGUUUUUUUUACCUCCUAAAUCGAGGUUAAAAACCCAGGUUUCCAGACCCAGAAAAAGUGUCCCUUUCCCCUGAUUAGAGGUGUCCCUUCAAUAGCGGUAACAGAUACAAAGAUUAUGUGAGCAUUUUUCUCCGGAACCAAAUUUUGUGUCCCCUGAAUGGAGGUGUCUCUUAAAUAAAGGUGUCCCAAGGGAAAGGGUCCACUGUAACAGGUUGCUGUAUUUGUUCUUUGUAGAGGGGUCAAACUGUCCAGCCGGAUGGGUUAAUAAUGGAUCCUCGUGUUAUUACGUCAAAGAUACCCCGACAUUGAAACAGAGCGAUGCUCGCCAACACUGUCAAAAUCUGGGGGGAGAUCUGGCCAUAAUCAAGUCAGAAAAUCAAAACAACUUCAUUUUCAGCUUGAUACAAAGCCAAAAUACAUUCACAAAAUGGGGUGCAUGGAUCGGAAUCCAACGAAGAAAGGCCGACGGAAAAUUCUAUUGGAUUGACAACACUCCAGCAGAUGGAAGCUACUCGAUCUGGGCUGGCGGAGAACCAAAUAAUGCCGGCGGUUCCGAAAAUUGUGUCCAAAUGUAUGGGAACCACCGAUUGGGGAAAAAGUGGAAUGACUUCUCCUGCGAACUGGGAAGUCAUGUAACUGAUGCCCCGGUGAUACUGUGUCAGAAGACACUAGUUUGA